Molecule: messenger RNA, 1734 nt
Organism: Phoenix dactylifera (date palm)
Lineage: Eukaryota; Viridiplantae; Streptophyta; Magnoliopsida; Arecales; Arecaceae
Product: glutathione S-transferase F10-like
Biological process (GO): glutathione metabolic process
Cellular component (GO): cytoplasm
Molecular function (GO): glutathione binding; glutathione transferase activity
Source: RefSeq, a predicted model, not a curated record
AUGGAGGCCUUGAAGGUAGUUGGAAAGCCAGCAUCCACAGAUGUUGCUAGGGUGCUGACAUGCCUCUUGGAGAAGAACUUGGGCUUCAAACUCAUUCGUACCGACAAGUUAAAGGAAGAGGGCAUGGUCUCUGAGUUUCUUAGGCUACAGGAUCCUGCUGGUCAUGUAAUCUUUGAAGAUGAGAAACGCAAGACUUUUGUUGAUUCAAGAGAUAUUUGCAGGCACAUUUCGAAGGAGUACCCUGAUAUGGGGAACAAGACCCUUUUUGGAACGGGUGUUCUCGAGAGGGCAACGAUUGAACAGUGGCUCCAUGCAGAAGCUCAGAUGUUUGACCCUCCAAGCUCAGCUCUAAUCUUCCAUCUGGCCAUCGCAACACCAUUAGGCUUGCAUCCUGAUCAAUCUUUGAUCGAGAGAAAUGAGAAGCAGCUGGCCAAUGUUCUUGACAUGUAUGAAAGGAGGCUGGGAGAGGAAGAGUACUUGGCAGGGGAUGAAUUCACGCUGGCUGACCUCUCACACCUUCCCAACGCACACUACCUUGUAACCAAGACAGAGAGGGGACGCAAGCUUUUCACUUCAAGGAAGAAUGUGGAGAGGUGGUGGACAGCAAUCUCGGAUCGGCCUUCAUGGAAGCGGGUGGUCCAAAUUCAGAGUGAGCAUCCAGAUCCACUGGAGAAAUUGGAGAACUAGAGUUACGUUUGGAUGACUUUGUUUGCUGUGUGCUUUAGCUUCCCUUCAUGUUGUGGCUUCUUCUGUUGUUGUGUGUUUGUAACUAUAUGCAAGUCUUCUUGACUUGCAUCUGUCGUGGAUAAAGAUCUUCUGUAUCUACAAAAAAUAAAAAAUAGAAAAAGGAAUGUUAAGAAUAAUAAGAUUUCGUGGGGACAAAUAUUCCUUUGAGCUAAAUAUGUGAGAUCCCCUUAGCUAGAUAUGAGCAUAGGGUUUGUACCAGUAGUAACAUCUUGCAUGUAUCAUUCCAUGCAUUAUAUAUUUUAUUUCAUCGAAAAACUUAUUUUAUGCGCAAUGAAGGUCCUAUGUCAAGAUUAUGCACUAUCAAUUAUUUAGGGAGAAGUAUGAUCCAUGUGUUUCACUAAAAUUAGCAAGAAUGUCAGCACAAAAUAGUAAGGCUGCAAUGCUGACUUGUUAGAAAAGUAAUUCAAUAGAUUCUCAUAUAAGAGAGAUCUACUCGCAUUAUAAUUAUCCAGAUCUAAAUUAUUAAGAGGCACUAUUCAAGAAUUAUACCUAAAAUAUUUAAUUACUGAGCUAUGGGGUAUGACUAUUGGAGUUAAGCCCUAAUUCAUGCACCAUAAUGUAUCUUAAUCCUAUAUCUAAAUCUCAAAGGAAUUAUAUAGAAGCUAGCAGAGGUGAAAAUAGGAGAAUGGUGACAUAAGAGGAGGUUGGAGAAGUCGAGGAGGUCCAGGAGGUUGGAACAGUAGGGCAACAGAGAAGGAGGUAGAAGUGGAAGAGGAGAUAAAGAUAGAGAAGGGGAAAAAGAUGGUUGGUGUUUUCCGGUGACAUGAGCAAAAGCAACUUCUAUGAGUAGCCGAAGAGUAAUGGCAGCAAGUAGGGGCCAACUACCAAUCUUUACUCCUUUUUAUGCCAAACAAUCCUAUGAACCUUAGUCAACAUUAGUCAGAGAGGCAUGAAAGUGAUCCUUUCCAAAGUUCCAAACCUUUCUUGAUGAAAGCAGCUUUUUCUUUAACUACGAUCCCAUUUGGCAGUAGAGCUUUCAAAAGUAUA